Messenger RNA from Prunus armeniaca (apricot), 414 nucleotides. The record is from the annotation of a GenBank genome assembly. Lineage: Eukaryota; Viridiplantae; Streptophyta; Magnoliopsida; Rosales; Rosaceae.
AUGGAGCUGUCCGAGAUCGAGGACCUGCCGAAGAAGCUACUUCGGGAAGAGGCUGGCCGCGCCUUCCGUCUCCAAGCCUCGGUAAGUGCCUACUGUUUUAAGCGUUUCCCUGCCGUUCAGUUCUCUUUUCAUCUGACAUUUUCGUUUGCUGUGCACGCUUCAAUGGACAUGUGGCUCUGCGUUAAGCGGGCCAUCAAUGCCGCUGAGAAGGCGAAGAAGGCAUACGAAGACGGCAAGGCGAAGGUUGCCGAAGCUGGCAAGGCCAUCCAAGCCCAGGCAAACUUGGCCAAGGACAUGCAGGCUGCCGAACGGCAGGUAAAGGUUUAUCAGGCCAAACUUGGCGAGAUGUCGGCGGCUUUGGAGGCGGCUCAGCUGACGGCAAAGGAGGCUCUGGAGGCGAAGGAGGCGGUCUAG